Cyclocybe aegerita is the source of this 1116-nucleotide messenger RNA. The record is from the annotation of a GenBank genome assembly. NCBI's taxonomy places the organism in Eukaryota, Fungi, Basidiomycota, Agaricomycetes, Agaricales, Hemipholiotaceae.
AUGCUAGUCAUCGGUCACGGUGCUGCUGAGAGAGCAGAGACGCGAAGUCAAGUGAUCGAGAACAUCGGCCAACUGGUUAUCCCCUCGUUCAAGACGGGAACGCUUGACUCCCUCGUCGCUCUCUCAGAGGACCUGCCAAAACUCGAGAAUUUCUUCACUGGAACUGUCGCUAAGACAGUCGACACACUUCGCAACCUGCUAAACAACGACCCCUCGAAACUAGCGCAGCAUAUUCUCAUCGACGAGAAAAGCGUGGAUACCUACCUUCUAAAUGGCUGGAUGUGGAAGGAAGGACGCUAUGAUGUGCAGAAGAGUCUGCGUGAGCUGGUCGAUACGCUGAACAAGGAAAUGAAUUCCAUCGACAAUGCCUUGAAGGCAAAGUUGAACAACUACAACCUUGUGAAGGGCUCGUUAACCAACAUGCAACGCAAGAAGACAGGAAAUCUGUCCGCGCGUUCCCUCGCCGAUGUUGUGUCCAAGGGCGACUUCAUCCAGGACUCUGAAUUCCUGGAGACCGCCCUGGUUGCAGUGCCCAGGGCUCUCGUCAAGGAUUGGAACGCGAAAUACGAGAGAUUGACGUCUAUGGUGGUCCCACGAACGUCCAAAUUGAUAGCGGAGGACGAUGAAUUCGCACUCUUCGGUCUCGUCAUUUUCCGUCGCGUCCAUGACGACUUCGUACAGAAGUGCCGGGAACACAAGUUCAUCGUUCGCGAAUUCGUCUACUCAGAAGAGGAGAUCGCCAAGCAGCAACAAGAGUUGGAAAUGGCUGGGACAACGGAGAAGGAACUAUGGACGGAGCUAUUGAGACUCGCCCGCACGAAUUUCUCGGAGUCGUUCCAAAUUCUUGUACACUUGAAGGUUGUGCGACUGUUCGUCGAGAGCGUUCUGCGGUAUGGUCUACCAGCCGAGUACAUUGGCAUCGUAGUCAAGCCUGAACCCAACGCAAAGAAAAUAUUCAACGUUCUUCAAACCCAGUUCGCAUACCUCCGCUCGAAAUCCAAUGCUGGUCAAAAUGUCAAACCUGGAGGAGAUGAGUUACUCGGAGAGUACCAAACGCUCAUGGACCAAGAAUUCUUCGAUUUCGUGUUCUACGAGGUUCCUUGGAUCAUUACUUAG